AUUUCUUGAAAUCUUAGCACAAACAUCCACGGUACCUUCAGCAUCUAAUUAAAUCUUAACCUUGGUACAGAAGCCACCAUCUCUGGUUAGCGAUUGCAGACAGUUCGCAGCCACAACAUAUACGUUGCAGUACUAUCCGCGAUCGUUUGUAAGAGUGAACAUAGUCUGUGCGAAUCUACAUAAGUGCGAAGUCCUUUUCAGAAACGAUGAAAAUGCUCACAAUGAUAGGUGUUGUUAUUAUAGCUGCCUUAAACGUCAUUAGAGCAGCACCCACAUCUAAUACAGACGAUUCAACAUUCAAGUUUCCAAUAACUUUCGAAAACGGUAAAAUCGGAGUUAACUUCUUGGGUUUCCACGCCGCCGCAGGUCUUGGUGGAAUUUUAACAGGAAACGAAGCCGACGGGGGUUUACAAGCUGAAGCAGGUACACCUUUCGGACAAAAAGCAUGGGCUGGUUUAGGAGGAGGAGUAAAUGGAGCAGGUAGAUCAGCCGGAGGUCUAUAUGCCGGAGCAACGGCAGGAGGAGGAGUUGGUGCAAAAGCUGGUAUAGGAGGAACUGCUGGUUCCGAAGGUUCUUUCGGUACAUCCUACGCAGGAGCUUCUGCUGGUGGACUAUAUAAAGGAAGAGUUAAAAGUAUCGGCCAACCAGCGAUUAAUAUAUCUGAGAGGAAAGAAAACGUUGCAGCAGCUGUUGGAGAUGUAGGAGCAGGAGGGAGUCUCGAUUUCCAUGUUGGUUUAGGUGCGAAUGUGAAUUCUCAAGCGAAUUAUAAUACAGCUGGAGGGUAUAAAGUGAAACAGUUCCAACAAGAAUUUGUUGAAGAGGACAGUCCUGUGGAUACAUCUAAUGUUCAAGUUAUUGCCAAGAAAGAAAAAGUGAAGAACAUACAAAAAACUGUUGUUGAGCAGGAUAUUGAUGAACCUCAAGCUGCUCUGAAUUUGGACGUAAGAGCACAAGGUAUUGUUGCACAGCAACCACCACCAGUACAGUUACCCGUCUACGUAGAAAAAAGAAAAUACAAACUACGUAGACGCCCCCAUCAUCGCAAACAAGUCAUCAUCACAAACACUUUCGUAAAACCACCCCCAGUAGAAAUCCCCGCAUACAGAUAUACUGAAGAUAUUGUAGAAGAACCUGCUCCAGUUAUUGUAAAGGAAAAAACUAUAACUCACGGGAUAAAUGUCCCUGUCCCGACGUUGAAUGCAGCGGAAGAAUUAGUAGCUAAUUUCGCAGGACAUUUAGAAGUACCUCCUCCAAAACCAGUAGUUGUUGGUAACGUAGGUCUUAGUAAAUCCUUCUCUUUAGGAGCAGAAGCUGUUAAAACAGCACCUUUAUUAAAUAUUCAAGCUUCCAAACAAAUUUCCAUCAAUGGUUAAAUUGUUAAUGCUUUUUGCCGAUGUAGGAGGUAAUAAAUAAAUUUUUUACUCUAU
This is a messenger RNA of Diorhabda sublineata, 1427 nucleotides long. Its product is annotated as glycine-rich protein 1. NCBI's taxonomy places the organism in Eukaryota, Metazoa, Arthropoda, Insecta, Coleoptera, Chrysomelidae. The coding region runs from base 207 to 1373 and encodes 388 amino acids. The transcript has 9 exons. The record is from RefSeq and is a predicted model, not a curated record.